AAAGCUUAGUCUCACCUCCAAACAAGCAAACUUCCUUGGAAGGUAGGUCAUUCAUUUCUGUAGACUACUUAGGAGCUGUCCAAGGUGCAAGACCAACUUACCAUUCUAGUCAUUCAGUUUUAUCAGACGUGUCUUUUGUGCAUCAGAACAUUAUCACUGCUCCCUUCUCAUCUAGUACUUCUCAGAAUUCCUGGCUGUGACUUACUUUAUCAUUGUAGGAUGUAGCUGUUCAAAAAUCUAUGUUGACAUUAUGUGACUUUCCCUAGGAAGACGUGUAGAAACCUCUUCUCCAAGUAGGUCAAACAAACGUUGGAGAACACAAGAGCCUCCCACUCAUAACACAUCUCACAACCUGCUUAGAAACACCAUUCACCUUCUUGCCCUUAAGAAUCCGUUGGCUUCAUUCAAAUGAGCCGCCUUCACCGAUACCCAAUCAGAACGCCCGAUCUUCAGCUACCGACCAAUAAACGAAUGCAAUAGAUAGGAGGAAAGUAGGCAUGAAGCCAUCUCGCAGCGCCAUUACACUUUAGGGCAGGGAGGUUAAGAAGUCGGCAUGGCGUUCGGGUCAAUAAAAUCGAUAGCUGGAACCUGCCUGUGUUCUAGGCAGCGGUGGUGCAGGAGCAGCGCCGCCAUCUUCCCCGAAGGCAUCUUCCGGUGCCUCUCACCCAAGUUCCAGCGGGAGUUCCCUGAAUAACCGGGCGGUCUGUGUCGGGCCGCCCGGCCCCUCAGGCUGCCGAUUCAGAUUUCUUCCGGGCCUUCCGGGCCCGGCUUCUAGGUCUCGGGGUACGCGGUGCCCCGGGCAAGGCCGGGGAGCAGGUCCGAUGGCGCCACCUUCGGCUCCGCUCCUCGCGCGGGCACCCGGAGAGGCUGAACCUACUCGGAGAAGGAGCAGGAGGCCAAGGGCCUUGAAGUUCGCGGACGUGGCCGUGUACUUCUCCUCCGAGGAGUGGGGGUGUCUGCGGCCCGCGCAGAGGACUCUGUACCGGGAUGUGAUGCGCGAGACCUACGGCCUCUUGGGCGCGCUCGGAUGCGCAGGUCCCAAACCAGCUCUCAUCUCCUGGUUGGAACGAAAUACCGAUGAUUGGGAACCAGCAGCCCUAGAUCCGCAGGAGUACCGGAGAUGGGUAACAUUCCAGAGAAAAACCAGAACCAGGCAGAAGAAUGAAGAGAAGGAAGUAUUCCCACCUAAGGAAGCACCCCGAAAGGGGAAACGAGGGCGGAAGCCCAGCAAACCCCGGCUGAUUCCCAGGCAGACAUCCGGGGGCCCCAUCUGCCCUGACUGUGGCUGUACCUUCCCUGACCACCCAGCCCUGGAGAGCCACAAGUGUGCCCAGUAUCUGAAGAAGCCCUACCCGUGCCCGGACUGUGGGCGCCGCUUUUCCUAUCCAUCCCUGUUGGUCAGUCACCGGCGGGCACACUCUGGUGAGUGCCCUUACGUUUGUGACCAGUGUGGCAAACGUUUUUCCCAGAGGAAAAACCUGUCUCAGCACCAGGUCAUACACACAGGUGAGAAGCCCUACCACUGCCCCGACUGUGGCCGCUGCUUUCGACGGAGCCGGUCCUUGGCCAAUCACCGGACCACGCACACCGGUGAGAAGCCUCAUCAGUGCCCUAGUUGCGGGCGUCGCUUCGCCUACCCAUCUCUGCUCGCCAUCCACCAACGGACACACACAGGAGAGAAGCCCUACACCUGCCUAGAGUGCAGCCGUCGCUUCCGCCAGCGCACUGCCCUGGUCAUCCACCAGCGUAUCCACACUGGAGAGAAGCCUUACCCGUGUCCUGACUGUGAGCGGCGUUUCUCUUCCUCCUCUCGCCUGGUUAGCCACAGGCGUGUGCACUCUGGGGAGCGGCCCUAUGCCUGUGAGCAUUGUGAAGCCCGCUUCUCUCAGCGUAGCACCCUGCUCCAGCACCAGCUCUUGCACACAGGCGAGAAACCCUACCCCUGCCCGGAUUGUGGACGUGCCUUCCGAAGGAGCGGCUCCUUGGCCAUCCAUCGCAGCACCCACACGGAGGAGAAGCUGCACGCCUGUGAUGACUGUGGCCGCCGCUUUGCCUAUCCCUCACUGCUCGCCAGUCAUCGGCGUGUGCACUCAGGCGAGCGGCCCUAUGCCUGUGACCUUUGCUCCAAACGCUUUGCCCAGUGGAGCCACUUGGCCCAACACCAGCUUCUGCACACUGGGGAGAAGCCUUUUCCCUGCCUUGAGUGUGGCCGGUGCUUUCGCCAGAGGUGGUCCCUGGCUGUCCACAAGUGCUGCCCCAACACCCCCAAUGGUAGCCCUAGACCUCUUAUAGGAGAGCCCAGCCAGAGGAGCAGUGCUCUUUAGCAUGACAAAGAUUACGGAAAGUCACUUUAUGGAGGGGUGCAAAACUCAGGAGUAGCUGCCAGAGGUCUUACAGAACAGGAGCAGACCCAAAAUCCUGGCCCCUGCUCCACACCCUGAACUCCAGUGCAUUCCACCACACUGGUUACCCUACAGCAUGUCUGAAACAGUUAUCAGGAGAGAUGAUGCCAUUUGAUUAAAGUUUUCCAAGCUAA
Arvicanthis niloticus (Nile rat) is the source of this 2536-nucleotide messenger RNA. It is a transcript of the gene Znf689, whose product is annotated as zinc finger protein 689. The record is from RefSeq and is a predicted model, not a curated record. NCBI's taxonomy places the organism in Eukaryota, Metazoa, Chordata, Mammalia, Rodentia, Muridae. Gene Ontology annotation, molecular function: DNA-binding transcription factor activity, RNA polymerase II-specific. Gene Ontology annotation, biological process: regulation of transcription by RNA polymerase II. Gene Ontology annotation, cellular component: nucleus.